This is a messenger RNA of Eutrema salsugineum, 639 nucleotides long. RefSeq names its product glutathione S-transferase T3-like. The record is from RefSeq and is a predicted model, not a curated record. NCBI's taxonomy places the organism in Eukaryota, Viridiplantae, Streptophyta, Magnoliopsida, Brassicales, Brassicaceae. The transcript has a single exon. Bases 1 to 639 code for a protein of 212 amino acids.
AUGGACUCAGCGAAUUCAUUUGGGAAAUCGCCAGGGUUCGUUAACCUCUUAGCAAGCCAAGAGGAUAACACUUUCAACUUUUCCCCAACCAUAGAUCUUAGCUCAUCCGAAGUUCCCUGCUUUAGUAGCCAACUUUCACAAGAUGAUCCAAGUCCUGUGACUAAAGAUCGUGUACCACGGAGGAUUUGGUCACCAGUUGAAGACAUUGUCCUAAUCAGCGCUUGGUUAAACACAAGCAAGGAUCCGGUGGUUGGUAAUGACCAAAAAGCUGGUGCUUUUUGGUUGCGCAUUCAGGGAUUCUUCAACAACAGCCCCAAGUUAGCCGACUAUCCGAACAGAGAGGCAACGACUUGCAAGCAGAGGUGGGGUCGUAUAAAUGACCAAGUAUGCAAGUUCAGCGGAUGUUAUGAGACCGCAUUGAAGCAGCAGACAAGCGGCCAGAACGACGACGAUUUGGUGAAAAAAGCUCACCAGAUUUUUUUCAAUGAUCACCAUUUCAAGUUUGGGCUUGAACAUGCUUGGAGAGAAUUGCGUCAUGACCAGAAGUGGUGCACAGCAGCUGCGGAGAAAGAUCCUGGGUUGAAAAAGAGAAGAAAAUUGUCAGUCUUCAGCUCAGUCGUCACCAAAUUCCCAGCCUGA